AUGGCGCCCAACACAGAAAAGAGCCCGGCGAACUACGUUGACCUUUCAAUUUAUGUGAAUGGCGAACGCCUCUCCCCGGAAACAUCUACUCCACAGAGAUCUGCUCGGGCUUUGCAGCAAGAUGAACCAUUCUUCUUAAGGAAUGCAAAGGAGCAGGACUUCACAGAAGUAGAGUUGAGACUGCAUCGGUUGAGGGACUUCACUGUCGUGAGGCAGUUGGGUGAAGGAAGAAGCGGCAAAGUAGAAGAGGUCGUUGACGAGAGGAGCGGCAAGAGAAUGGCACGAAAACGCUUUUUUGUCCCUGAUUUUCGCGGGAAAAGGGCCGUCGCACAGAUCAACCAGAUCAAAGGCGAGAUUCUCAGCCUCAAACGACUCUCUCACCCGCAUAUUGUUCGAUUUGUGAGCUGCCACCAGCAGAAAGAGAACGCGAAACAUCUCAAUGUAUAUCUGCUCAUGCAACCCGUUGGAGAACACGAUUUGCAGACGUUCAUGGCCCUUGUUGACACACUCGAGCCAGCGGUGUUUGACAAGAGCUGGAUCAAGCAGUGGUUCAUGUGUCUUCUAUCAGCGCUCGCCUACAUGCACUCGCAACACGUUCACCACGACGAUAUCAAGCCGAGCAACAUCAUAUGUCGGAGAGGCCGGGUAUACUUUACCGACUUCAGUUCGUCCCGGCGGGUAGAAUCAGGCGAGGAAACCUCCACAACAAGCCCAGCAAUCGCAACUCGACUCUUCGCUGCUCCCGAGUCCUUCCGCAGCGACGAAAAUGAGCCUUUGUCUCAUGGCUCGAAGACGGACGUUUAUGCCCUUGGCCUUGUCUUUGUGGAACUUCUUGUGGUCCUCGGGAGCGGCACGAUUGCUGCUUUCCGCAACGAGAUGUUCCAAGACUAUACACACUUCAUGAGGCAAUACCACCGCGUUACACAUAAAUUCAGGAGUGCUCUUGAGGGUGGAUGGGACACUGAGAGCCGUAGAUUCUACGAGCGUUUCUGCGAGCCCAUGCUGCAAAAGCGUCGUAAUGGUCGACCAAGCGCGAGAUAUCUGUUCGCAAAACUCAAGCAACAGCCAAGAGCUAUUGGUGUCAUGAGGUGUUGCUGUAGGAUCCAGAAUGAACGACAGAGUUGGACGGAAAAUGAGUCUGAAGUGGAUGUCGAAGAUGGGACCAAUGAAAAAGAUACUGGGAGCGAGAAUACUGGAACGAGUGAUAAGUUAACUAAAGCAGAGAGCGACUCGGACUCGGAUUGGGUGUAUCUUAAAUUUCGUGACCUCUUUUAG
Molecule: messenger RNA, 1275 nt
Organism: Paraphaeosphaeria sporulosa
Lineage: Eukaryota; Fungi; Ascomycota; Dothideomycetes; Pleosporales; Didymosphaeriaceae
Product: kinase-like protein
Exons: 1
Coding region: 1-1275 (424 amino acids)
Biological process (GO): protein phosphorylation
Molecular function (GO): ATP binding; protein kinase activity
Source: RefSeq, a predicted model, not a curated record